Molecule: messenger RNA, 1896 nt
Organism: Periconia digitata
Lineage: Eukaryota; Fungi; Ascomycota; Dothideomycetes; Pleosporales; Periconiaceae
Source: the annotation of a GenBank genome assembly
CCCAUCGCGGCCGUUUUCUCCUUCUAUGAGUCUAAUUUUCGUAUGGCCACUCCGCAAGAUCUGACGACGACGGUGAGUGGGAGGCGAUGUACGCGCACGAGGGUGAGGACGGCGGCAUCGUCCACCGUCAUUUCCUCAGCGCCGCCUCCCGCACCGUCUUCAACUUCUCUACUCACUACUUCUUCCAUCGAAACUACUACUUCUACUACCUCCCAAGCUGUCCAGCAGAUAGAAACAAGCGCUUCCGUUGCUCAACAGCCGCCUCCACCGCCUCCCUCUCCUUCCCCGGCCUCCACCUCCUCCUCCAUUACGACGGUAUCGACUCCAGUACAGCCUGCGCAACAAGCGCCCGAAACCCAGGCAGCUUCCUCGACACUAGCAGUCGCAGCAUCCUCCACUUCUUCGUUACCUGGUCCAGAACCACUGACGACGCCGCCCGCGCAAACAGUGCCUGUUCAAUCAUCUGUUCAGUCGUCAUCCAUCCCUGCGAUCCCAGAUUCAACGACAGCAACUCCAGGCGGAGAGUCGUCUGAUCCCUCGGUGCCUGAAGAACCGGAGUCUCCACAGCCAACAGAUACAGGUAUAUCAACGGGGGGCUCGGCAGGAACCAUUACACCAGGUGGCCGAGGGCAAGGGACUACCCCGGAGGAACAAGGGCUUACUCUACCCAGCGACAGCCAGACUAAUGUGGCUGAAAUAGCUGGUGGUGUGGUGGGAGGUGUCGUCGGGCUCGCGCUCAUUAGUCUACUACUGUUCCUUUGUCUAAGACGCCGAAAGACAGGAAGAAACGGAAAACUGCAGCAGCGAAUCAGCGAGAAGAAUGGAGGCGAGGAGAGCGUGCUCGCAAAAACUGCCGAGAAGUUCAAGGCGAUACCUGCAAACAUCGGCGUUGUUUUGGCCAGGAUCAAGGGAAAGAAAACGGGGCCGGCUUCAAAUCCCUACCGGAGGCACAGUGUUCGCAGCAGUGUCAGUUCUGUAUACUCGGUCCAAAACCAUGGUCGCAACAUGUCAAUCACCGACUCGCCCUCAGGGCUACAAAAACAACUACGUGCCUUUGGCGAUCGCAUGCCCAGCUUGAAGCGGUCAAGAACGUUACUCCACAAGAAGCAAGAUAGCCUUGUGGUGGGUAACAAGUCGCCAUUCCUAGGCAUAGUUGAGGACCCCGUGCUGCGUAACAGCAAAAAGGCCGAUGAAGAGUACGAUACGUCAACGGAACAGCCUAAGAACUUGUUCAUCGUGAACCCCGAUCGACAGACGCGCGAUGAAUUUGGGAAAGGGUUGCAAAACCAACAACGUGGGCCGCUCACACCAGCACCGGCUGCUACUUCCGAACGUGGUUCGAAAGACCCAUUUGCAUCGAUUCUCGAUGAGCUGGAGGAACGCAACGGAAGCGGAACGCCCGAAUGGCUUCGCGACAAUGUUCAAAAACACAAACGAGCGACAAGCACACAGACUGCACUUCGAUCCCAUCCCCCGUCAGCUUAUACUGCUUCUACGUACUCGACUGCGGAAAAUCCCUUCUUCGACCCAUCUGAUGCUCCACCUGUUCCCAGCCAACCACUGCCUCCCAAUCCUCCAAUCCGCCCCACAAAUGCAUACGCGCCUCUCCCUGCAUUCAAUGCCACAUCCAGCACUAUCUCCCGGGAGUCAGAUAUGUCAUUUAUGUUUGAGGAUCCUGUACCUAGCCGACCUGGUACCAAUAUGUAUGGUUCCAAAGUGCGACAAUCAGACCCCUUUGACCUAGAUCGACCCGAGGUGCUUAGCUUCGGGACUGUUGGCGGACGAACAAUACGAGCCAGCACUGUUACGAGGCAGAACUCAAGAAGGCGAGGGAGCAGCGUUCCGAACUGGGUGAACGUCAAAGACGGACCUUAUCACGCUCAAACCAAACCUUGA